AUGGCAAAACACGAGUUGGCCCAACACAACAGCGUACCCCUGAAGCGCUCCAAACUCAGUCUCCAAGAACCACCAACCAUUGAGCCGCCGGUCUUCAAUCCCCGCUACAGCAACCCAGCCUUCUCCAACCCCUUCAAUACCGCCUUUCGCGACCGCCUCGUCUUCAAAGACGACCAGAGCGACGCCUGUCUCUUCAAUACCCCAUACCCAGCUGCCAGUCUCCCCAACUUCCUCGAAUCGACCGACUAUCUCCAAAAACUGCGCGAGGAACUCUUGACAGAGGCAUACUUCCACAAGUCGAACGACCUCUACGAGUUUUACCAGUCUGAAGAUCUGCGUCUCUCCAAGAAGCCCCAUAUUGCCGCCUUCAAGAAUGCAAUCUACUCCCAAAAGUUCUUUUCUUUGAUGUCUUCGCUGACGGGGAUUGAUCUGGAUCCCUCAAUCAUUGACCUGAACGGUAACCAGUACCAUGAGGGAUGCUAUCUGCUCUGCCACGAUGACGAUAUCAAGAACGAGAAGGAGGGUCGUCGGAUCGCUUUUAUCCUUUACCUUGUUGAUGACGACUGGAGUGCUGCUGACGGAGGUGCCCUCGAUCUUUUCAGAUGUGAUGAAACGGGAUACCCGAUUGAGGUGACACAGUCGCUGGUCCCUGCCAGGAACACACUGGCAUUCUUCGAACUCUCUUCAGUUUCAUACCACCAAGUCGCCGAAGUCCUGACCCGGGACAAGAGUCGAAUUUCCAUCUCGGGCUGGUUCCACGGACCCCUGCAGACAAAACUGAUCUCCAAAACCAUGCCCUUCACACCCCUGGAAUCAUCCGCACAGGACAUCUCUCUAGAAUCGCUGUUGAACCCAGACUACUUGAGCGAGUCGGCCAUGGCCAACAUUGGAAACGUCUUUCUGGAACAGAGCUCGAUUGAACUCCAACAGUUCCUCCGCCCAGAGAUCUAUGAGCAAUUGGUUCAGGAGCUGGAAGCCAUGGGAUCUGUGGAAGGGGCAGCAACCGAAAAGGCGCUGUGGGAUGUUGUGAUGGGGCCACAACAUGUUCGUCGGUACAGUCAAGUCUCUCAACGGAAUCAGGAUCAGAUCCCUACAACGCUCUCGCGACUCCAACGGCUUUUCAAAUCCAAGGUGUUUGAGGCCUAUCUCUUCAAAGUGACGAAUCUGACCUUCUUGUCGGCGAACACGGAACUGAGGAUGUUCAAGAAGGGAGACUAUACCCUGUUGCACGAUCAUGCCCUGGAGAGGAACGGACUGGAUGUUGUGUUUAGUUUCCCGCAUUUGGGGGAGGGCAAGGAGGAGUGGGAGGAGAGUUGGAAUGCUGGAUCAACUCAUUAUGUUGCGGAUAAGGCGAACUUAUUGACGUUGUACCCAAGGCACAAUACGUUGACGAUGGUGUUGAGGGAUGAGGGCACGUUGAGAUUUGUGAGGUAUUUGAAUGCGCGGGUUGGAGAGUCUAGGCGACGCGAGCUGAGUGCUAUGUAUACCGUGAACGAGGACGAUGAAGACGAGGAGGAAGACGAAGAAGGCGAGGAGGAGGCCAACGGAGAUGAGAACUAA
Molecule: messenger RNA, 1560 nt
Organism: Linnemannia hyalina
Lineage: Eukaryota; Fungi; Mortierellomycota; Mortierellomycetes; Mortierellales; Mortierellaceae
Source: the annotation of a GenBank genome assembly